This is a messenger RNA of Teleopsis dalmanni, 861 nucleotides long. RefSeq names its product RNA transcription, translation and transport factor protein-like. Lineage: Eukaryota; Metazoa; Arthropoda; Insecta; Diptera; Diopsidae. The record is from RefSeq and is a predicted model, not a curated record. Gene Ontology annotation, molecular function: RNA binding. Bases 96 to 839 code for a protein of 247 amino acids. Gene Ontology annotation, cellular component: tRNA-splicing ligase complex. Gene Ontology annotation, biological process: tRNA splicing, via endonucleolytic cleavage and ligation. The transcript has 4 exons.
AUUAAGUUCAAAACAAUGUCGAAUAUGAAAAAGGACAUUGAUUGCUUGCCAUGUCGUUUAGUAAGCGGAUUUGGUAUAAUAGCAUCUCGUGAAAAAUGUUAAAAGUUAAGUUACAGGCGUUAAAUCAUCCCACUCCAGAUGAUUUGGAUGUGAAUGAUCGUAAGGUAUUUGCAAGCACUAUUCUAUGGCUGGAGGACCAAAAGAUACGUCAAUAUAAAAUUGAGGAUCGUGAAAAAUUAAGGCAAGUAGAUAAGUUGCCGGUUUGGGAGAAAGCAUAUGCUGAAUAUAAAUCUGAUCUCGGUAUGCCGAAAUACAAAACACCGCUCGAAGAAAUAUCUUGGAUGUUGGGAUAUGCUGUACGGCUAGAAUUCUUAGAUGAACCUGAUAGAUAUGCAAGUAUCAAUUCCCAAGAAGUUGGUGCAAAGCAAAAGAAAUCAAUUGCACCUAGUAUUAAAGCAGAAAAUUUCUUCGACAACAUGGAUUUUAAUAAUAAGGACUUCAUAGCUGGUGUACGCACAUUGGCCAGCAAAUUACAAGUACCACAUCAUCCUAAUCAUUUGAUACAGCUUGAAGCCAUUGCACGCCUUGUGAAAGAGCGUUUAUCACCAGCAGCGAAGAAUCGUAAACCAAUUGUUGGUACACCCUUUCCAUUUGAAAAAGGUGAAGAUGUUGUUUCCCCUAAUGAUAAGGAUUUAGAUUAUCCUGUUCGUAUCAUGCGGCUACUGCAGAUUCAAAGCUUACGAGAACUACAAACACGUAUAAAUGAAACAAUCGUCGCUGUGCAGGAUUUAACAGCGAACCCUAAGACUGAUACAAAGUUAGGCCAAGUUGGACGAUAAGCAAUAUGCAUUACAUUACAAA